Uncinocarpus reesii 1704 is the source of this 981-nucleotide messenger RNA. RefSeq lists its product as uncharacterized. Bases 1 to 981 code for a protein of 326 amino acids. The record is from RefSeq and is a predicted model, not a curated record. The transcript has 2 exons. Gene Ontology annotation, molecular function: GTP binding. Gene Ontology annotation, cellular component: mitochondrion. NCBI's taxonomy places the organism in Eukaryota, Fungi, Ascomycota, Eurotiomycetes, Onygenales, Onygenaceae.
AUGAGAUCUCCUUUUUCUCGUGCUCUCCGCCGCCCGCACAACUGCCUUUUUAUCCGAUUAUUGCCUCGACAUUAUGCGACUGAAACGCCAGUGAACCCCGGCAAGCCCGCCAUCCAGAGUGGGCAAACCUCUUCGCCGGUUAAAGAGCGAGAUACAGAAUUCAGUCUUCCAGAAGGAUUUACCGAAGAAAACCCGUGCCUUUACCACGACACGCUCCCCCCUCAACCUUCCCAACUCGCAUACGCGAAGCACUUUUUUACGCGCUCGAAACACUCUCCCGUUUAUCUUUGGGGGACAGACAUAUUCCGCACCAUCCCUGAAGCCGCAAUACCAGAAGUUGUAUUCAUUGGCCGGUCCAAUGUGGGCAAAAGUUCAAUCAUUAAUGCGCUAGUCGGGGAGGAUAUUUGCGCGUCAUCUAAGAAACUCGGAAGGACAAAACUGAUAUCUGCGAUUGGUCUCGGUGGGACGAAAAAUGAAGAUUCGAGGAUAGCUCUUGUUGAUACUCCUGGAUAUGGGAAAGGUAGCCAGGCGGAGUGGGGCCAGGAGAUUCAAAAGUAUUUGGAAAAGAGAAAACAACUUCGGCGCAUCUUUCUUCUCCUUGACGGGAAAGUCGGCCUCAAGCCCCGGGACCACGACGUUCUCGCUUUUCUCCGCCAAUUCGCUGUGCCGUACCAACUCGUGCUCACGAAAUCGGAUCAUACGCUUGGAAUAGAUAAUCGCAAAAAAGGAUGCGAGCCCAAAGCCUCUCAAUCCGGCCUAUUUCGCUUAUCCCAGACUGCACAAAAUAUUCUUUCAGCUGCCCGACCUUUAAAUCCAAGCAUGGAGGGCCCAGGGCCUUUAGGUGAUGUGAUCGCAUGCAGCGUCCAAAUGGAAAGAAAAAAGCGUAGAAGAAUAACGACAGGCAUAAACGCUCUUCAGUGGGCGAUACUUCUUGCAACUGGAUUUGAUCAAAUUCCGAGAGGAUUUAAGAAUAAGUCCUAG